This is a messenger RNA of Drosophila ananassae, 2277 nucleotides long. RefSeq lists its product as uncharacterized. The record is from RefSeq and is a predicted model, not a curated record. The transcript has 2 exons. Lineage: Eukaryota; Metazoa; Arthropoda; Insecta; Diptera; Drosophilidae. The coding region runs from base 40 to 1506 and encodes 488 amino acids.
UUAGAAGAACCUCCAGUGACCGAUGUCAUUUCAAACGCAAUGGUCUACAGACUCUGUCGGAACUUCAGGAGGCCUCUGAUCUUUUUUAUGAGCGGCUUCUGUCUCCUCCUACUCGUCCAACUGCGCCAGCCCAGCUCCAGUUCCCUUCCCGGCCAGCCACUGGCUCAGAAAUAUUCUCCAAGAGAUCUCCAGGGCUCUGAAUAUUUGGACUACCACGGAGAAGAUGAACAGAAUAUAGAGGAUUUUUUGAAGGCCAACGAGGACCCGUUUUGGAUUAAAAAGGAGGAGUGUGCCCCGUAUCCCCUCUUCGAGAACAUCAACUUCAACCAUCCGCACUUCCAAGAAACAAAAGGCGGGAAUCUGACCUACUACAUAUAUGGAGCGUACUACGAUCGGAGGCAUACGAUACCGGAAAUAGUCGUCCUGGCGAUGAUCAGCACAGUGACAGGACCCUAUCCUACCACCUACUGCCAGAUGUGGUUCGAUGGCGAGUCACAGGCGGAGAUAGCGGAGCUGCACGACACCAAACUGGGAUGGUACGAGACCUGGGGCAACAUGGAGGGUCUGGCCUAUCCCACCCUGCUCACCUUCAAGGUCGCCUCCCGAAGGAUACCCCAGCUGGUGGCCCUCGUAUUCGACGAUCGCUGCAAUGUGGCCCUGAAUGCGGUGAAGGUGGUCCAGCCACCGUCCAGUCAGGACGAGGAAAGGAUGCGAUCGGAUGGCAAACUGAGAACAGGGAUAUGUGUCAAGUAUCUUAAAUUUCCCCAUGAGGAUAUAACCCUGCCACUGGUGGAGUGGAUGGAAAUGAUGAAGAUCCUGGGAGCUAGCCGAGUGACUGCCUAUGACAUCGGAGAGAUGCAUCCGAACACCUCAAGGACCUUGGCGAAGUACACGAACGACGGCUACCUGGACUACAGGCCGUACAAGUUGCUUAACAUUUGGAAGGAGCACGAUCUGCUGUGCUAUCGCCUCAACGAGGUUCUACUGUACAACGACUGUCUGUACCGGAAUAUGUACGAUUUCGACUACAUAGCCGUCAUUGAUGUGGACGAGGUGCCGAUGCCCCUCGGUAAUUUAACCAAUUGGUCCGAUCUGCUCCAGGUAUUGAUUACUCGCGAUGUGGAGUGCUCAUCGCGAAGCAGUUAUUGCUUCCGUAAUGUCUACUAUCCGCGGCAACUGCCGCCGGAUCCCACAAUGCCGAAGGACUUUCCGAUGCUCUCCCAUUUGACACGAGUGGCGGAGCACAAUCAUCCGGCAUUCCACCCGAAAUGUUUACACAACACCGAUUCGGUGGCACUGUUGCACAAUCACUUUCCACUCGCCUGGCAUGAUGCAAGUGCCCCCGAAACAGUGCCCCUGGACCUCGGCCAAUUGCAACAUUAUCGGUAUGUUGAGGACAAGAAGACACUGGAGGAGCCGCCCCCCCAACGAGAUGAUAAUAUCCGUCGAUUCAGGCAUCAGCUCAUUCGUAAUUCGCGGAAAGUUCAUCACCAAUUGGGAUUGUAGGAGGAGGAGGCUACAGGCUAGAGGCUAGAGGCCAAAAAAGGCAUAUUGAUUGUAUUUUAAUUGCUUUUUCGGUACAUUUAAGAGGCUUAAAUUGGCGGCCACGUGCCACACCAGGCGGCUACGUGCCACCUUUUUCGUUUUUGUCGCUGCCACGUCAGCAGGAUAAUAAUUGCUUAUUGACAGGAGGUCACUAGUUUGUGUGAGUAUCUGUAUCUGUAUGUGUGUGUGAUAGAAAAGUUUGCUUUUUCUAUUUAGCUUAGCCGCAUUAAAAGGACACAAGACACAGGACACACACACAGGACACAACAUCCCACCAACACACUUUGUUUACUGACCCGGAAUACUGAAUACCAAAUUCUUACCUUAAUUGAUAAACAAUGUCUAGAUACAAAUUUUUUUCUUUUUUUUUUUUAGGGGCUAGAACUAGAAUACAUUACCAAUUUAAAUGAGAAUUAGUUCUAAGACUAAAGGACUUCCGUCUUGGAAGGAGAUAUUGAUUAAGAAAUAUAUAUAUUAAUGCUUUAUAUUAAUAAUAAAUAUUAUUUGCUUCUGGCCCUGUUUCUUUUUAUUUGAAAGCCAAGAAAAGACAACAACAAGCCUUCAGGCAUUUAUUUAAACCAACUUGCCAGUCAAUAGCCCCAUUUAGACAAAAAAAAAGAAAGUCAAUUGAGAACAAUGUCCUGAAUAAUUGUCUGAAAUCCGGCAAGGAUGUCUCUGACAAAUUGGCAGACAAAUGAAAAGGAACCGCACUAAAGCAAAAUAUUAAUUUAA